CAUUUGCGGAGAGCACGACAGCUAUGGCACUGUUUGGCUACCGGCGAAGCACCAAUGUGCGGCGCCAGUCGUAUCCACCAGUGGGUCCAUUGAAGUUUCCAUGGGCAUGUCUGGUGUUAUGUGUCGUUCUCUGGCUCUUGCUGCUGAUCAUCUUCAGUUUGAGUUCGCCGUGGGAGAGUGGCAUUUCCUUUGCUUCCGAUCACCUGGCAAGAAACGAUGACAAGAAUUAUCGCUUGCCUUCUCGCCAUGGUCGUGGUUGGAGUGUGCAGCAUGGACUGGUUACUACGAAUGAGGAGGAGGAUGAGGGAAAGGAGGAGAAAGAGGAGGAAAAUGUUGCCUGUGAUAGGAAUCUGUACCGGUCUAACGAGCUGCUUCGUGACAACCAAGUGACACUUCUUGUGAACGGUUUCAGCGAGACUCGGAUCCCUAUUCUGCGCGAGAACAUGCGAAAGUAUUCCCAAAGUGCAGUCGUGAGGGCUAUUUAUAUCCUCUGGGGAAACACCUCCACGCCGACCUUGUCAAUCUCUGAAGAAAUGUUCCCUAGCGAUGGUGCUCCUAUCCGUGUCAUCCGCCAACGGUCAACGAGCCUCAACGCCCGCUUUCUUCCCCGAACGUUCAUUGACACAGCUGUGGUUGUGAUCUGUGAUGAUGAUAUCACCAUCGAGGAGGCAGCCUUGGACCUCGCAUUGAAGAUCUGGCAAGAUAACCGAGAUAGCAUUGUUGGAUUCUUUCCGCGUUCCCAUGCUUAUGAUGUUGAGCUGCAGUCUUGGAAGUAUGUCAAGCAUCCCGAUCGGUACUCCAUCAUGCUGACCAAGCUUAUGCUGUUAUCGACGCAAUACCUGUUCGAUUACACUUGUUCCAGCCCCCGGGGAGUGAGAGAGUAUGUUGAAAAAAUGGUUAACUGCGAGGACAUAGCAAUGAACUUUCUUGUGUCCAGUGCCAGCAAGAAGGGGCCGGUGUUGGUCGCAGGCAGUCCACGAGAUUGGGGGGAUGCCCGCAACUCAGAGACAGAACUGAGCGAGGGAGCCCUGAGCUCUCGUGGCACGCACAAGGACAAUCGCGGCAAGUGUAUCACCGAGUUUUCUCGUCUGUGGGGUGGCAUGAAACUGCGGUACAGCUUUGCGAAGGCGAUUGCAGAAGUAGACGAGUCGUCGAUGUGUAGUAAAUUUGGAUACCUGAUCAACUGUGACACGGUGGCAAUGACAAAACUUGAAGCUCGGCGUGUGGUGGGUGAGCAUGUCGUUGUCAAGCGAGAGCGUUAUGCCUAUGCGACAUUGAUUGGUUCGGUGGAGCUGGUUCAUGCCGCACUUGUUCUCGCACAGUCCUUGCGGAGCACAGGAACCCCUCACCAUCUCGUGCUGAUGGUCGAUUCAAGUGGCGAUCUUCAGAUCAAGGGUCCGGGAAGGAGACGGCGGAAGUUGUCGAGAGAGGAGAAGAGGCAGAGGGAGUUACUGAAGCUCUUGCGUGCGCAUUACGACGAGGUGCGAGCCAUAAAGAGUGUCGAAAACCCGUACGAUGUUGAUGGCUUCAACAAGAUCAAUGCAUGGUUGUUGACAGAGUACGCAAAGGUGGUUUAUAUUGAUGUGGACACCCUGGUCUUGGACAACAUAGACGAGCUCUUCGGUCGACCAGAGCUAACAGCCGCACCAGAUGUCUAUUUCGGCACGCGCUUUAACAGUGGGUUGAUGGUUAUCGAACCAUCGAAUGCCACUUACCUGUCAUUGGUCACCUCAAUCCACAAGAUUCCCUCGUAUAACAGAGGUGAUCAGGGCUUUUUAAAUGGGUUUUUCGAUGGAUGGUUUGAGAUGUCCAUCAAGCACCGACUACCUUUCCGUUUCAACGCCGUGCUAUUCUUCCCAGAACAUUAUCACCCCCCGGGGUGGUACGACGUCAAUCAUGCAGCAGAGUACUUGCAUCUUGGUCGGGAACGGGCAGAAGGCGGCGGCAGAGGAGACGAGGGAGGAAAAGGAACGGUGGGCAGGGAGGGGGUAGGUGGUAGCGAAGCACCCAUCCGUGUCGUGCACUUUGCAAAUCCAUGGUUCAAACCUUGGAAACCGACAGUCAAUGUGACCGGAAAUGUGUGGUGUGCUGCAUGGCAUCAGGUGGCUGAGGCACUGGAGCAGAACUCCUGGCUUCCACUUGACCCUGACACCUUCUCCCCCGUGCUCUUCGUCCCUCACCCGCAACGGUACCCCAGUUAUCACCGCCUAAUGCUAUCAAGGAUCGACCCCAUGGUUACCCCUGUGUUUUCCUCUUCUCUCUCCUCCAAUUCCUCCUCUUCGUCUUCCUCCUUUUCAGCCUCUACUGACCAUUCCUUGAUGUCAGCAGCUGUGCCCAGGCAUGUGCCCGCCGAGCCACCCCCUCCUAUGUGGUUUACUCCCUCCAAGGAGUUGCUGGUUACCCUAGUGACAGAGAGAACGAUUACGGCGGCAGGAGUGUGGGCAGCAUCAUACAAACAGCACCACAGCUUCAGUACUUUCCGAAGGAUAAUGCUCAUCGUGCCGUCGACGUUGAGGCGAGAUAUUUGGCAGCCGUUGAUUCCAUUUUUCAAUUAUGUGAGGGUCGUCCCGCCACUAAAGGUUGAAACACAGGAUCGGAGUCAAACGCGUGCGCUUGACUUGAUUCAAAUGCAUGCAACAGGGAUGGCGAAAGAGCAGGACGAUGGGAGAAAAGCACAGGGCAGUCGGAAUGUGGGGAAAGCGGCAGCCAUAAGAGAGGGGGAAGGAGGUGCAAAUACGGAGGAGAUUGUAGCGACCGGCGAACGACUAGCGAACACUACGAUCGAACUUGGCGAGGAGUUCCUUAUUCUCCAUCUCUGGAAUCUUACAGAAUGGUGGAAGGUGGUAUAUGUGAACCCAUUGUCACUCUUUGUGGAUAAUGUGAAUUCCCUUUUCGACUAUCUUCCCUUCGCGGCAACGCCUUGCGUCUUCCCACCGGACCAGUUCUCGUCGCGGGUGAUGGUCAUUCAACCCUCUACUGACUUAUUUCAUGAUCUACUGCAGAAGGCAACUUAUUUGCCGAACUCUCGAGGACCCAAUGCUGAAGGAUUCCUGAAUGAGUACUUCUACGAUUGGUACCAUCGGUCACCAAAGCACCGCAUCUCGUUGUCGUUCAAUGUCAACAUGUGGUUCAAGGAAGGGAUGAUGAAGUUCUUCACACCGAUGAAAAUCCUGUCGUUCGACGCGGAAAUGACUCCUUGGGAUGGCACUGUGCAACAUCAGUCAUCAGAUCGACGGGCGGCGGUCAAGUUGUGGCAGCGCACGCUGUGCAGUCUGGAGCAAAAGGCCCGACCCCAAAUAAAGGCAGUGGAACACUUGUGUGCUAACCUGGAAUUGUUACAAGGAUUUCAGCUGGACCGUCGUUCUCGUUUGUGCAAUGCAGAGACGGCGAUGGCCAGACUGCUGCAAGUGAUAUCUGGCCAGUGUGUUACGGCAAUGCAUAAUGUUGAUGACCAGGGUGCUGCAAGAGAUAUCCGGCCAGUAUGCUAUGCCAAUGCAGAGAUGGUCAGCCUGCUGCAAGUGAUCCCUGGUCAGUCUGUCAUCGCCUAGAGAUUCUUCGACUGCUGCGAGUGCUAUCUGGCCAGUUUGUCAGCACAUCGUGGCGAUGGUGAUGGGCACUGAUGGCCCAACUGCGGCAAGUGAUAUGUGUUCCUGUCUGUCAUCGCAAUGCAGAGUUGGUCAGACUUCUGCAAGUGUUAUCCGGACUGGCGGCUGCUCUAAUCACAGUCUUGUAAACCUGAAGGAUUAUCUCAAAGGGCGUACUCACGCUAGGACUUUUUGACUUAUUUAUGGACAUGAUUGCGGUCAAAUACGCCCCCAUCUGGUCAUAAAUGCGGUCAGAUACGUAUAAGACAG
Chara braunii is the source of this 3854-nucleotide messenger RNA. The record is from the annotation of a GenBank genome assembly. Lineage: Eukaryota; Viridiplantae; Streptophyta; Charophyceae; Charales; Characeae.